Molecule: messenger RNA, 1152 nt
Organism: Bombyx mori (domestic silkworm)
Lineage: Eukaryota; Metazoa; Arthropoda; Insecta; Lepidoptera; Bombycidae
Product: myb/SANT-like DNA-binding domain-containing protein 3
Exons: 2
Coding region: 52-549 (165 amino acids)
Cellular component (GO): nucleus
Source: RefSeq, a predicted model, not a curated record
UCUGUAUUUGACAGUUGCUUCGUUUUUCCAAAUAAAAUUCAAUAAUUCGUUAUGUCCGUCGAAAAUAAAACACGCGUUCCCAAUUUUUCAAAAUCGGAAACAGAAUUGCUCACAAGCUUGGUGAGACAAUAUAGCCAUAUAUUGGAAAAUAAAAAAAGUGAUAUGACAAAUAAUCAGCUGAAGGAGCAAACUUGGUCAAAGCUGGCCAAAGAAUUCAACAGUUUGUCGUCAUUUGUGUUCAGAAGUGACAAGACUCUUCGCGCAAAGUAUGACAAUAUAAAAAAGAGGGCCAAGACCAAAUAUAGUACGUUUCGGAGAAGUUUGUAUGGAACAGGGGGUGGACCAUCCGCUGAAAUUAAUUUCAGUCAAGAAGAGGAAGUGGUAAUGGAGUUAUCUGGGACUAGUGUGAUGGGAUUACCAUCUCGCAAUGACUGUGAUGAGAUAGUAAUAACAAAGGAAACAAAGGAAAAAUAUGCCGAGACCAGCCAAGACACAGCACUUCCGGCAAAAAAUAAUGAAAAUAUACUGGUGUGUAUUAAUUUUAUAUAAAAAAAAAUCUGCCUAUUCCCAAUCCUAACAAGAACAGUGCUUUGCAGAAUAUACCACAGUAGGCCUGUGUCUAUAGGCUAGUGAGAAAGUGUUAAGACAUAAUGUGUGCCAGAACGAGGUCCACUGUCCUGCCUGUUACUACCACAAACCAUACAAGUGUUUCAUUUUCUUAAUCUGAAAGCCUGAAGCUGGGAGGACUUUAAAAUUUGUUUUUAUUAAACUGAUUUGUAUUUUCUUUGCCUUAGAUUGAUGAAAAAAUUAUUGAAUCAGAAACCCCAAAGAGCAGUAAUUUUCUAUUAAAGAGAAAAAUAUCUACACCCCUCACCAAAAAGAAUCCAGAAGUGUUCAAUAAAACAAUGAACAAUUAUAGUGCCUUGGCCAAUAAAAAAAUUAAAUUACUGGACGCACAAAUUGACAAUUUAAAUAAAAAACAAGAACAAGAAGUAAAGGAGCAUGAACUGAGAUGUACACUUCUACAAUUAGAAAUUGACAUUAAAAAAAAAGUACUCGAUAGUUUUAAUUAAUUGAUAAAAUGCGUUGUAAUUAAAUAUAUAUGUGAUUGUAAAUUGUUGUAACUGUGUAAUUAAAUGUAAUAAAAAAAGA